This is a messenger RNA of Pipistrellus kuhlii (Kuhl's pipistrelle), 1897 nucleotides long. It is a transcript of the gene PSMD12, whose product is annotated as proteasome 26S subunit, non-ATPase 12. The transcript has 11 exons. The record is from RefSeq and is a predicted model, not a curated record. The coding region runs from base 99 to 1469 and encodes 456 amino acids. Gene Ontology annotation, cellular component: proteasome regulatory particle, lid subcomplex; cytoplasm; nuclear proteasome complex. NCBI's taxonomy places the organism in Eukaryota, Metazoa, Chordata, Mammalia, Chiroptera, Vespertilionidae.
CGGGCGCACUGCCUGAGCGGGCGCGCAGGCGGCUUCCGGUGUGGGUGACGAGUGGUGGCCGAAGAAGGGGGACAUCGAGGAACGCUCAGGCUGGGACCAUGGCGGACGGCGGCUCGGAGCGGGCUGAUGGGCGCAUCGUCAAGAUGGAGGUGGACUACAGCGCCACGGUGGACCAGCGCCUGCCCGAGUGCGAGAAGCUGGCCAAGGAAGGAAGACUUCAAGAAGUCAUUGAAACCCUUCUCUCUUUGGAAAAACAGACCCGUACUGCUUCUGAUAUGGUGUCUACAUCCCGUAUCUUAGUUGCAGUAGUGAAGAUGUGUUAUGAGGCUAAAGAAUGGGAUUUACUUAAUGAAAACAUUAUGCUUUUGUCGAAAAGACGGAGUCAGUUAAAACAAGCUGUUGCAAAAAUGGUUCAGCAAUGCUGUACUUACGUUGAGGAAAUCACAGACCUUCCGAUUAAACUUCGAUUAAUUGAUACUUUACGAAUGGUUACAGAAGGAAAGAUCUAUGUUGAAAUUGAACGUGCUCGACUAACUAAAACAUUAGCAGCUAUCAAAGAACAAAGUGGUGACGUCAAAGAGGCAGCCUCCAUUUUACAAGAGUUACAGGUGGAAACCUAUGGGUCAAUGGAAAAGAAAGAGCGAGUGGAGUUUAUUUUGGAGCAAAUGAGGCUCUGCCUAGCUGUAAAGGACUACAUUCGUACACAGAUCAUCAGCAAGAAAAUUAAUACCAAAUUUUUCCAGGAAGAAAAUACAGAGAAAUUAAAGUUAAAAUAUUAUAACUUAAUGAUUCAGCUGGAUCAACAUGAGGGCUCCUAUUUGUCUAUUUGUAAGCACUACAGAGCAAUAUAUGAUACUCCCUGUAUACAGGCAGAAAGUGAAAAGUGGCAACAGGCUCUGAAAAGUGUUGUCCUCUAUGUUAUAUUGGCUCCUUUUGAUAAUGAACAGUCAGAUUUGGUUCACCGAAUAAGUGCUGACAAGAAGUUAGAAGAAAUUCCUAAAUAUAAGGAUCUAUUAAAGCUUUUUACUACAAUGGAGUUGAUGCGUUGGGCUACCCUUGUCGAAGACUAUGGAGUGGAAUUAAGAAAAGGUUCUCUGGAAAGUCCUGCAACUGAUGUUUUUGGUUAUACAGAAGAAGGCGAUAAAAGGUGGAAAGACUUGAAGAAUAGAGUUGUUGAACAUAAUAUUAGAAUAAUGGCCAAGUAUUAUACGAGGAUAACAAUGAAGAGGAUGGCACAACUUUUGGAUCUAUCUGUUGAUGAGUCAGAGGCAUUUCUCUCAAAUCUCGUAGUAAAUAAGACCAUCUUUGCUAAAGUAGACAGGUUGGCAGGAAUUAUCAACUUCCAGAGACCCAAGGAUCCAAAUAAUUUAUUAAAUGACUGGUCUCAGAAAUUGAACUCAUUGAUGUCUCUAGUUAACAAAACUACACACCUCAUAGCCAAAGAGGAAAUGAUACAUAAUCUACAAUAAGGGUCUCAAUGCCCUACUGCUUUUAGAAAAGAGUUAACGUUGGAAGUCAUUAAAAAAAAAAAGAAAAGACUUAUGGUGUAUAUGUUGGGUUCUUUUUUCCUAUUCUCAACUCUUUGUCUAAAAUUUAAAAUAUAGUGAAUAUGUUUGAGGCCCCUUUUUAACCUUUCAGCUCCCUAAUUUCAUUGUUAACUUUUCAUUUGCAAUUGGUACCGAAAUAGAAUACAUUUCUAUUAUCUGAGUGCUCAAAACAUGGUGUCAUAACUUGCCCAGAUGUUUUUUUCUAUCAUUUGAAACCUUUUUAGCUAUUAUUUGUUUUUAUUCUGCUAACAACCAUAAUGAUAAUAAAAGCAGUAUAUGCACAUUUUUAUUUCCUAUGGUUACAUGUGUUUCUGAACAUUUUACGGGGUAGUGAUUUAAGUGUGUUUUUU